GGCGCCGGCGGCGGCCGGGCCUGCUGGCGGGCCUGGGGCCCGGGGGGGAUGCGGGUUUGCCGUGGCCACGGAGAGUCUACGUGGAGGUGGCCAGGGACGGUGCAGUUGCGGCGGCUGGAACUGCGCCAGUCAGGCAGCACAAGACAAAGAGGCUGGCCCACGGGCGCAGACGGCGCCGGAGAAGCGGGCUCGGAGUCUGUGUGGAAAAGCGGGAGCGUCGAGGCUGCGACGGCGGCGGCGUCGGUUUCCGAGAGGCAGAGAGCGAGGAAGCUCCGGGGUUGGCGGGCUAGCCUUGGCGAAGAAAAAGGGGGAGCAGAGAAGGGGAAAGCGUGCUGUGAACGUGCCAGAGCCAGCAGCUGCCGUUGUAGCCGUCGUGUCGUUGUAGCAGCAGUGCCAGAGAGACGGGGCAACCGGCCCGGACGGAGACCGGCUGUCCAUCGUGGCCGGCACCGCUGCGCUGAGCAUUAUCGACUCGGCUUUGCGACGGACACGGGGAAAUGGAGAAACGGGAAAGAGAAAAAACACGGCCGCCGCAAGGCACGUGAGCGGAGCAUCGACGCGUCGGCGGGCGCGGCGGCGGGUCACGUGCGGCGGUUUCCCCGUUUUCCCACUUUUGCAUGAAAUUUCAGCUUCGAGCACCGGAAUCUUCACCUACCCGGUUGUGAUCCACGAUAUCUGGGUGCAGGCCGGGUCCUUGCGUGGUCCGCCACCCGG
Pichia membranifaciens NRRL Y-2026 is the source of this 714-nucleotide messenger RNA. RefSeq lists its product as hypothetical. Lineage: Eukaryota; Fungi; Ascomycota; Pichiomycetes; Pichiales; Pichiaceae. The record is from RefSeq and is a predicted model, not a curated record. The transcript has a single exon. The coding region runs from base 49 to 621 and encodes 190 amino acids.